CGCCUGCCUGCUUUUGAAGGCGCCGCCAUGGAGGAGCCCUUCCCGGCUGACCUGCUGCUGCCCGGCGAGGUCGAGGCCUUGGUGGAGUCGCUGAGAACCUUCCAACUACGGGAGAUCGGGGGCCACAGGUGGUUACGUCAGCAUGAAUAUAUUGAGAAGCUGAAUAUGCAGGCAAUCCUAAGUGCUUCUGCUGGCCAUGAGCAACUCCUCACUGAACUUCUUGUGAAUAAUGCCAAGAUUCCAACUCUUAUUCAAGAAUUAAUCACUGUAGAGAUCUGGAAACAGAAGAUCUUCCCAAUACUGUGCAGACUGGAGGACUUCAAACCAAAAAGCACAUUUCCCAUAUAUCUGGUGCUGCGUCAUGAAGCCUCCGUCAUUAAUCUCUUGGAAACAGUGUUCUUUCACAAGGAAAUAUGUGAGUCCGCAGAAGAUACCGUUCUGGACUUGAUAGAUUAUAGUCAUAGGAAGCUGACCUUACUAGCUGCUCAGAGCACCAGUGAGAAGAUACCAGUGGACCAGAAGCUUGUGGUUGAAGAUCUUGCCAAUCCUUCAUCAAUGCAGGAAUUAAAGAAACAGGCUGAGGCAAUGGAGUUUGAGAUAUCACUGAAAACUUUGUCAGUAUUCCGGUUCAUUACUGGCCUGGUAGACAGUUUACCAGUGAGUGCUGUGACAAGGGUGCUGAAUACUCACAACUUCCCAUGUCUUUUGGUACAAUUGGUAGAGCAUUGUCCAUGGAGCUAUCGUGAAGAGGGAAAGCUAAAAAAGUUUGAGAAUGGGUCAUGGUAUGAGGUGCCUCAUAAAGACCAUAUGAAGAUGACUAAAUUGGAUGGACAAGUGUGGAUUGCUCUAUAUAACCUGCUCCUUAGUUCAGAAUGCCAGCGCAAAUACAACUUCAACAAUUUCAGCAAAAGUCAACUGCUGAAGCUCUGUGCCUAUCUGACUGAUGUCCUCCUUGACCAAUUCCCCAACCUUCUGGAGCUACAGAGGUUCCUGGGCCAUCUUGCUGUGACAGAUCCUGCUCCACCCAAGAAAGACCUCAUAUUAGAGCAAGUUCCUGUCAUCUGGGACCAAGUUAUCAGAGAGAAUUCUGGAAAGUGGCAAGCAAUUGCCAAGCACCAGGUAAACAAUAUGUUCAGUCCUUCAGAUGAGGAGCUGAAGAGUCAAGCUCGCAGGUGGGCAAAGACAUACAACCUGGAUGUAAUGGAAGCCCUGAUCCCAGACAAACCCAAGUGUGGGAUGUGUGGCUCGGAGGCCGCAAAGCGCUGCUCCCGUUGCCGGAACGAAUGGUACUGCAAGCGAGCAUGUCAGGUACAGCACUGGCAAAAGCACAGGAAUGCUUGUAAUUUAAUGGCAGAUGCCCUGAAGAAAAUUCAGGAGGAUGUACAAACGCAAUCAACUACCAACAAGUAGUUCCAGUGGCCAGAAGAGUUUUGUCCUAUUCUUCCUUUGAAGAAUGGGGAAAAUUAAUCAUUUAAGUUAGAAAAGACUCUCCAGCAAACAACUACUACAGAAAAAACUAUUAGUACUAACUUCCCUAGGAAUUGCAUACAGAGGUUGUUUUGCAUUAUACAAAAAUGUCUGCAGUCUCUGAAAUGGUGUGUUAUAAUAGGAGGAAUGCUUUUUCUUCUUGGGAAAUAUGCAUUACAGAAAGUAUACUGUCUGCUUUGAGAACAAAGAGAGUCUUUGGAAGUCUUUAUGAAAACUGUCAUCACUAAACUCAAAAAGCACAGCUCUUUUAAAUGGGCUACUUGUUCACAUAGCUUUAUAUGUUGGUAGAUACUGUCAGAAUCAGACUAUACUAAAAUGUUUUAGUGAAGAAUUAUAGGGAUUCUGUUUCAAAUCCACCCUCCUCAGUACUAUGGGAUGUGCAGCCACACUGACAUGCACAGAGCUUUUCUGUAUUUUAAAAGGUUCCUGGAAGUGCUGACAAAUUUAAGUGUAGUUUUGAAAUUACAGAAUAUAUCCUGAGAAUAGUUACAUAUGUGGCAUCCAGUAUAUAUGGCAAUGAGACGCUUUUCACAGAUAAAAGCAGAGAGUGUAUAACAGUUCUCUUAGCCAAAGUUCUUAUCCAUUCAUGCAGUGUUUUUCCUUAUUUUGCUUCAAAGAUGUGUUGUAAGGACUGCAAUUAAACACUCUUGUGCAGAUGACACAGUUUGGCCUUCAAUUUAAGUAAGUUAAAUCAGUAGAAUGUAUGCUGAAUUCACUUAUUCUUAAAGUUUUAGUAUUUGAAAAGCAUUUGUUACAUCACAAUGGUGUGUUCAUGUGUCUUACACUAUUAGAAUGAGAAGGGCAGGGUAGGGUGGCAUGGCAAGAAAAGUUUCAUAUUUUCCUAUCUAGUUUUUAAUUGCUCAGUGUAGCUUUGGAAUCACUGACUGCUAAGUCGAGGGAGGAGAAAGGGAAAGGGAUAUGGUCAAUUAAAGAAUUUCAGCUUGCUGAGCUGUAUAAGUUUCAGUGUUAAGAGUAUAACACAUGACAUUUUCAUUGCUGUUAAAAAUUGAAUAAUUUAUUCUUUGUUUUGGUGUUGAAAAUUAAACUAAUAAUUACCA
Messenger RNA from Anolis sagrei ordinatus, 2546 nucleotides. It is a transcript of the gene ZMYND10, whose product is annotated as zinc finger MYND-type containing 10. Gene Ontology annotation, cellular component: centriolar satellite; cytoplasm. The record is from RefSeq and is a predicted model, not a curated record. Gene Ontology annotation, biological process: motile cilium assembly; inner dynein arm assembly; outer dynein arm assembly. NCBI's taxonomy places the organism in Eukaryota, Metazoa, Chordata, Lepidosauria, Squamata, Anolidae.